AGCUCCGCGGAUGGUUUCCGUUACCAGCCGCCCCCGGCCCCCUAUUGAUAUAUUACCGGUUACUGUGACAUGUCCACCCAGCCAGACGGCACCUGAUGAGGGACUUUAAAAGGCUCCAGGAGGAUCCCCCUGCAGGGGUGAGCGGUGCCCCCUCUGAGAAUAACAUCAUGGUCUGGAACGCAGUCAUUUUUGGGCCUGAGGGAACACCCUUUGAAGAUGGAACUUUUAAACUUACAAUAGAAUUCACAGAAGAAUAUCCAAAUAAACCACCAACAGUUAGAUUUUUGUCCAAAAUGUUUCAUCCCAAUGUUUACGCUGAUGGCAGCAUAUGUCUGGAUAUUCUUCAAAAUCGUUGGAGUCCAACUUAUGAUGUUUCUUCAAUAUUAACCUCUAUACAGUCAUUGCUGGAUGAACCAAACCCAAAUAGUCCUGCAAACAGCCAGGCAGCUCAGCUGUACCAAGAAAAGAAACGUGAAUACGAAAAGAGGGUCUCCGCAAUAGUAGAACAGAGUUGGCGUGACUGUUGACCCUUGCCCUUGUUUAUGAACACUCUGAACGAGAGGAAAAUAUAUAUAUGAAGUGUCUGAGUGAUCUUCCUCUUGCUAGAAUCUUUGCAUUUAUAUUGACCGCAAAAUUGGCUGUUGUGCUGUCACCACC
Pelobates fuscus (common spadefoot toad) is the source of this 657-nucleotide messenger RNA. Its product is annotated as ubiquitin-conjugating enzyme E2 A-like. Gene Ontology annotation, cellular component: HULC complex. Gene Ontology annotation, biological process: proteasome-mediated ubiquitin-dependent protein catabolic process; DNA repair; protein polyubiquitination. The transcript has a single exon. Gene Ontology annotation, molecular function: ubiquitin conjugating enzyme activity. The coding region runs from base 96 to 527 and encodes 143 amino acids. The record is from RefSeq and is a predicted model, not a curated record. NCBI's taxonomy places the organism in Eukaryota, Metazoa, Chordata, Amphibia, Anura, Pelobatidae.